ACUCCUGGGCGGAAGGGGCGUGGCUCCGAGUGCGGAGUGGCCGGAACCCGGAAGUGCGGGCUCCCUUGAGGCAGAGGUGCGGAAGCCUUGGCUGAGCAUGGCGCUGGAAGGGAAGAACAAGCGGAGGAAGUCGCAGAGUGCCCAGGACAGAGAGGACGCGGACGGCUGCGUCGGUGGGAAGCCGGCAGGAGGCUAUCUGGUUGGACAAGUCGCCGACAGCCUGUCCCGCGGCGAGCGGCCCUCCGGGGGCAGCGCGGGCCGGCUGGCUGCCCUCUUCGGCUCCUGGGAGCCCGAGCUUCAACCCGUGUACGUGCCUGCGCCCAAAGAAACCGCCAAAAAAAGGAAACGGGAUGAGGAGGAAGAAAGUCCAUCCCAAAUUCAAAGACCACUUUUGCAAGAACCUGCAAAAAAAAUGAAAGUGAAGAAGAAAUUUUCUGAUGCAGACAAAAAGUUGGCAGACAGAGAAAAUGCUUUAGAAUGUGCUGAUUUGGAAGAAGAAAUUCACCAGAAACAAGGGCAGAAAAGGAAGAAAUCUCAGCCUGGUGUUAAAGUAGCAGGUAAAAAAGAAUUUGAUGAUGUAGAUGAGACAGUUGUGAAUCAGAGAAAGAAAAUUCAAAGCAACCAAGAAGAAGAGAGAUUAAAGAAUGAGAGAACUGUGUUUGUGGGGAAUUUGCCUGUCACCUGUAACAAGAAGAAGCUGAAGUCACUUUUUAAAGAGUAUGGACAAAUCGAAUCUGUACGAUUUCGCUCUCUGAUUCCAGCAGAGGGCACUUUGUCCAAAAAGUUGGCAGCAAUAACACGUAAAGUUCACCCUGAUCAGAAAAACAUUAAUGCUUAUGUUGUGUUCAAGGAUGAGAGCGCGGCUACAAGAGCACUGGAAAGAAAUGGGGCCCAAAUUGCAGAUGGAUUUCGGAUUAGAGUGGAUCUUGCAUCGGAGAGCUCAUCUAGGGACAAGAGAUCUGUAUUCGUGGGGAAUCUGCCGUACAAAAUUGAAGAAUCUGCAGUGGAGAAGCACUUUCUGGACUGUGGCAGCGUCGUGGCGGUGAGGGUUGUGAGAGACCAGGUCACAGGAGCCGGCAGAGGGUUUGGCUACGUGCUCUUCGAGAAUACAGAUGCUGUUCAUCUUGCUCUGAAAUUAAAUAAUUCUGAACUGAUGGGAAGGAAACUCAGAGUCAUGCGUUCCGUUCAUAAAGGAAAGUUAAAACAAAAUUCAAAUCCUACUUCGAAGAACGUCAGUAAACCUGAGCAGGGACUUAAUUUUGCUUCAAACAAUGUUCAACAUUCUAAAAGUUUGUUUAUUGGAGAAAAGGCUGUUCUCAUUAAGAAGAAAAAGAAAGGACAGAGGAAACAUGGACAAACUAAGAAAAAACAGAAGUAACAACCUGAAGUUCUGGGGUUUUUUUCCACUUACUGGUAAUAAAAGUGUCGUGAGUCCCUGUA
This is a messenger RNA of Vicugna pacos (alpaca), 1440 nucleotides long. It is a transcript of the gene RBM34, whose product is annotated as RNA binding motif protein 34. NCBI's taxonomy places the organism in Eukaryota, Metazoa, Chordata, Mammalia, Artiodactyla, Camelidae. Gene Ontology annotation, biological process: maturation of LSU-rRNA from tricistronic rRNA transcript (SSU-rRNA, 5.8S rRNA, LSU-rRNA). Gene Ontology annotation, cellular component: nucleolus; nucleus. Gene Ontology annotation, molecular function: rRNA binding. The record is from RefSeq and is a predicted model, not a curated record.